This is a messenger RNA of Achroia grisella, 4090 nucleotides long. Its product is annotated as adenylate cyclase type 2-like. Gene Ontology annotation, cellular component: plasma membrane. The transcript has 26 exons. The record is from RefSeq and is a predicted model, not a curated record. Gene Ontology annotation, biological process: adenylate cyclase-inhibiting G protein-coupled receptor signaling pathway; cAMP biosynthetic process; adenylate cyclase-activating G protein-coupled receptor signaling pathway. Lineage: Eukaryota; Metazoa; Arthropoda; Insecta; Lepidoptera; Pyralidae. The coding region runs from base 309 to 3893 and encodes 1194 amino acids. Gene Ontology annotation, molecular function: adenylate cyclase activity.
AUACACGUGUUUUUAUUCUAUGCAAGUUCUUAAAUAUUUAAAACGCGUUGGCGCGAAAGUUUGACGUGGAACGAAACGUUAAAAUUUUCUUAUAAAUUAUUUUUUUUAAAUCAGUAAGAAGACUAAGGACGUCGCCAUUUUUUCCAUCGAAGUUUCAAUAUUAUCUUGCCUUUGAUGUUUAAAAUUAGGCUGUUUUAUGGGAAGCGAUGCGUGACACGGAUAAUUUAAGGGAAAUUCAUUAGUGUGCGACAUACAGCCGUCAUUCUGUUUGUGUUCAUUUUUGUAGUGAUUUUGUGAUAAUUGUGCUAAUGGCAGAUAGUGAGAAAGAGGGGGAUUCUGAGGAAGCGACUGCAAAAGGAGAGACCGAGGAAGAAGGCACAGAGCUCGAGCUGGAGGCUCUGUACCGGCGAUACUGUGUGCGAUUAAAACACGCACUGUUCGUGUCGGCACUUUGCGUCACGCUGUUCGGUGCGGUUGUACUGUUGUGCGCAGUAUGCAUACUGCAUUCACAUGAACUAGAAACACAAGUGAAGAGUAUAGUGUCGUUAUCAGUGAUAACGUUUGUGCUGUCGACUGUACUGGCGUUGGCGUUGUUACCACCAGCAGCAGAAUGGGAGAUGCUGGCGCUGGUAGGCUCCAUACUGGUGACGCUGAGUAUAGGAGCUGGUACAUUGAUGGCGACCCACCACGCUCCGUUGCCACUCUUCGCACUUAUACUAAUGGUGCACACAAUGAUGCCUCUAGCGAAGUCUAUAGCCCUCGCCUUGUCUAUAGCCCUCAGUCUAGCCUACAUGGGACUAGCGAUAGGCCUACGACCUGAUGGUGAAGAGAAGCAGUUCUAUCAGCAGCUGUGCUGCGAAUUGCUCCUCCUAAUAUCAGCUAACGGGAUCGGACUGUACUACCGGGCUCUGACGGAGCGAGCUCAUCGUAACACCUUCGCGGGCACCAGGACCUGCCUGGAGCAGCGUGUCAAGCUUGAGUGUGAACGCGAGCAGCAGGAGAGGCUACUGUUGUCGGUUAUACCGGCUUAUAUUGCUGCUGAGGCGAAACGGUCCAUAAUGCUGAAGAUGGCUGACGCGUGCGUGGACAGCUCCAAGCAGACCAGGUUCCACGAGAUGCACGUACAAAGACAUAACAAUGUCAGCAUCCUGUAUGCAGAUAUUGUCAACUUCACCCCGCUGUCGGAGCGUCUGAGCGCUUCUGAUCUAGUGAAAACGUUGAACGAGCUUUUUGGAAGAUUCGAUCAAAUUGCGCAGGAAAACCAGUGCAUGCGUAUUAAGAUCCUCGGAGACUGUUACUACUGCGUGUCUGGACUGCCAAUUUCAAGACCAAACCACGCCUACAACUGUGUCAACAUGGGCCUACAGAUGAUAGAAGCUAUAAGAUUCGUGCGUGAAGCGACUGGCUUCAAUGUGGACAUGCGUAUUGGGAUCCAUACUGGUAACGUCUUGUGCGGUGUGCUUGGACUCCGAAAAUGGCAGUUUGAUGUGUGGAGUGAUGACGUCACGCUCGCUAAUCACAUGGAGUCUGGCGGUAUAGCUGGUCGUGUUCAUAUCACGAAAGCAACACUGCUACAGCUGGGUGGCAGAUUUGAAGUGGAACCAGGUGACGGUGCUUCGAGAGAAGGCUACUUAGCAGACCACAAAGUGGAAACUUAUCUUAUAGUACCACCCAAGAAACCAUCAGAAAAUGGCCGCCUAUCAGUCUGUACUGUUGACCGCAAAGCCAGUAUUGUAUCAUCGUUAUAUCAAGACGUAUCACCGACCAGACUCCGAGACAAUAUCAGCCCGGCGCCAUCCCAGCACAGCUUCGUGGAACAGGAGCUGGUGUCGAAGGUUCUGAGGACGGAGUCUAUGAGGACCACGCCAGGAGACCUAAGUCGCAGAGCGUCAGUGAAGGUGGAAUCCAAGACAGUGGCCUUCGAGAACAACAACCCUGCCACGAGUCCUGGCGAAGGUCUUGGUAAUGGAACUGUCAUCACCACUAAACCUAAGAGCCGGAGUGGUUCUAUCAUCGGUGCCAUCAGUCCUAUUAUGGGGACAGAGGAUAGUUCUAUCGACUCCACACCAUCUACAACUGACGCUCUACAACCGACUUUAUUUUCUAGGAUGUUAAGCACCAUUUCCGUCGAGUCGCUACCAACGCCCGGUGUACCAUCCAGAUCUCGUCCGUCCAGCAAGAUGACGAAGUAUGUAGAAUGUUGGGGUGCAGAUAAACCUUUUGCUAAUAUAACUGAUUCAACUCUCGCCAAAAAUAUUGGAAUAUCCAGUCUUGCGAUGAUUGAGCAAAAUCUGUUACCGCAAAGAACGACGUGUUGCGAUUGCAGCAAUAAUUCUGAAGGUAUGAAUCGUGUGACGCUAUGGUUCAAGAGUGGUACACAGGAGCGGCAGUACAGGAACCAGCCCGACGAGCAGUUCAAGUAUAACGUAGCGUGCGCGACGCUUCUCUUUACUCUGCUGGCCUUUAUACAACUACUCACCGUGCAGAAGGGCAUCGUGAUCUAUUCUUCAUUCGGGCCUACCUUCAUUACUCUUCUGGUGUUUGUGUAUUUAUCUUGGUAUGACGGCCAAUUCAUCCGCCGCGGGAUGCACCCAUUGUCUGAUGUGCCGGUCCUCAGUGAGGACUUGUAUACUGACAAUUGCACUAAGCCUGGUCAGGUGGUGGCCAGCAAUCGUUUUAUAAGACUCACCAUGUUCCUGGUGACGGUGCUACUGGUAGCUGCCUGCUCUGUUAUUAAUUUGUUGCAGACAACCGUGGUGCAACAGUUUCCAAUAGAUGGCAGUGUUAGAAACAGUACCGUGUCAAACUCCACAGACUCGCUAAACAUAACUCCGUUCCAGUACGUUGAAAUAGAUUCAGCUCCCAGUUACCUGUAUAGUUCAGUGUUGACACUGGCGUCGAUAUCGGUGUUCCUGCACGUGGGGUUUGUCUUUAAGUUGGUGCUAAUGUGCUUAACUCUGAUCACGCAUAUAUCUCUGUUUGCGUCUACUGAUCUCUUCGAGUAUUAUCCGAUACAGGACAUGGAUACAGAAUUUUCAAUGCUGCCCUACGCAGCGAAAGCAGGUAUGGCUCUGGUCUUCCUUGCUGCGAUGCUCCAUAUCCUGGAUCGACAGAUUGAGUUCACCUCCAGGACAGACUUCCUAUGGAAGGACAAGCUCAAAUUUGAACAAGAGGAAGUGGAAACCAUGAGGGGUAUCAAUAAGAUUCUUCUAGAAAAUAUAUUGCCAGCACACGUGGCCCAACAUUUCCUGACUUCCGUCGCAUCAGAGGAAGAUUUAUAUCAUGAGAGAUACUCGAGUAUAGCUGUGAUGUUUGCGUCCAUACCCAAUUAUAAGGAGUUUUACGACGAGACCGAUGUUAAUAAGCAAGGACUGGAGUGCCUGCGUCUGCUCAACGAAAUUAUAUGUGACUUUGAUAAAUUACUGCUGAAGCCAAAGUUUAGUUGUAUAGAGAAGAUCAAGACAAUAGGCAGCACUUACAUGAUUGCGUCGGGACUGAGGCCAGGGAAGGAAGAACAGAUUGAUGCGAGUAGAAAAGAGGAGCACACGGUGGGGAUACUGGUGGAGUUUGCGAUAUCCCUGAUGACAAUAUUAGAUCAGAUCAACAGAGAAUCAUUCCAAAGGUUCAAGCUUAGAAUAGGUCUGAAUCAUGGCCCUGUGAUAGCUGGAGUGGUGGGAGCUCAGAAGCCCCAAUAUGAUAUUUGGGGGAACACCGUCAACGUGGCGUCCAGGAUGGAUUCAACGGGGAUUAUGGGGAAGAUACAGGUUACUGAAGAUACUGCUAAGGUACUAAUGAACGUAGGCUACACGUGCGAGUGUCGGGGACCCACGUUCGUGAAAGGAAAGGGGACUCUGACCACAUACUUUGUGAAAACCCCCAACAAUGGAAAUUAAAUUAAUUAAAAUUGUUAUUCAUUAACCGUUUAGGUGUUUUUUUGGAAUACUCUAAUCCUUUUGGUCGCAACUGGCCUUUACAGAUGAUAGGGGGCGAGUGCAGAUGGCACUCCAAACCCGCGGAAGGACUUAUGGAACGGCUGAAGGCCAACUCCUGCCUGACGGAUACGACUUUAGUCUGAUGGCACCGGUUAGUA